GCCAAUCUCUUCUCCCAGGGAAAAAAAAAAAGUAAAUCAAACCUUUGAGAAGCAUUUGCUGGUUGAAGUGCUUUCUGUCUAGUGAGGGGGUCUGUGGAUUUCUAGUUUAUGAUAAAUAGGACUUUAAAAACCAGGGACAGGAGGGCGAGUGUUCAGGUUCUAGAGCUAUGCAGCUGGAGCACUGCCUUUCUCCUUCUAUCAUGCUCUCCAAGAAAUUUCUCAAUGUGAGCAGCAGCUACCCACAUUCAGGCGGAUCUGAGCUUGUCUUGCACGAUCAUCCCAUUAUCUCGACCACUGACAACCUGGAGAGAAGUUCACCUUUGAAAAAAAUUACCAGGGGGAUGACGAAUCAGUCAGAUACAGACAAUUUUCCUGACUCCAAGGACUCACCAGGGGACGUCCAGAGAAGUAAACUCUCUCCUGUCUUGGACGGGGUCUCUGAGCUUCGUCACAGUUUCGAUGGCUCUGCUGCAGAUCGCUACCUCCUCUCUCAGUCCAGCCAGCCACAGUCUGCGGCCACUGCUCCCAGUGCCAUGUUCCCGUACCCCGGCCAGCACGGACCCGCGCACCCCGCCUUCUCCAUCGGCAGCCCCAGCCGCUACAUGGCCCACCACCCGGUCAUCACCAACGGAGCCUACAACAGCCUCCUGUCCAACUCCUCACCGCAGGGCUACCCCGCGGCCGGCUACCCUUACCCACAGCAGUACAGCCACUCCUACCAAGGAGCCCCUUUCUACCAGUUCUCUUCCACACAGCCCGGACUGGUACCCGGCAAAGCGCAGGUGUACCUGUGCAACAGGCCCCUCUGGCUGAAAUUUCACCGCCACCAAACGGAGAUGAUCAUCACCAAACAGGGAAGGCGCAUGUUUCCUUUUUUAAGUUUUAACAUUUCUGGUCUCGAUCCCACGGCUCAUUACAAUAUUUUUGUGGAUGUGAUUUUGGCGGAUCCCAAUCACUGGAGGUUUCAAGGAGGCAAAUGGGUUCCUUGCGGCAAAGCGGACACCAAUGUGCAAGGAAAUCGGGUCUAUAUGCAUCCGGAUUCCCCUAACACAGGGGCUCAUUGGAUGCGUCAAGAAAUCUCUUUUGGAAAAUUAAAACUUACAAACAACAAAGGAGCUUCAAACAACAAUGGGCAGAUGGUGGUGUUACAGUCCUUGCAUAAGUACCAGCCCCGCCUGCACGUGGUGGAAGUGAACGAGGACGGCACGGAGGACACCAGCCAGCCCGGCCGCGUGCAAACAUUCACUUUCCCAGAGACUCAGUUCAUCGCCGUCACCGCCUACCAGAACACCGAUAUUACACAAUUGAAAAUAGAUCACAACCCCUUUGCAAAAGGAUUUCGGGAUAAUUAUGACACGAUCUACACUGGCUGCGACAUGGACCGCCUGACCCCCUCGCCCAACGACUCCCCGCGCUCGCAGAUCGUGCCCGGGGCCCGCUACGCUAUGGCCGGUUCUUUCCUGCAGGACCAGUUCGUGAGCAACUACGCCAAGGCCCGCUUCCACCCCGGUGCGGGCGCGGGCCCCGGGCCGGGCACGGACCGCAGUGUGCCGCACACCAACGGGCUGCUGUCACCGCAGCAGGCCGAGGACCCGGGCGCGCCGUCGCCGCAGCGCUGGUUUGUGACACCGGCCAACAACCGGCUGGACUUCGCCGCUUCGGCCUACGACACAGCCACGGACUUCGCGGGCAACGCGGCCACGCUGCUCUCGUACGCGGCCGCGGGCGCUGCCCAGCUCCCCGGCGUCCCGAGGGGGAGCCGCCGCCCGGAAGACGCAGGGAGCGUGGGGAGAGCCGCGCUUGGCGCGGACGCCAGGGGCACACACUCUUCCGGUGCCGGAGGCGCGGCCCCGGCCCCUCCAACCCGUGCAGCCGGAGCCUUCGAGAGAGCGCGUCAGCCCUCCUCUGGCCUCGGCAAUUCCCUGAUGGAGAGCGGCGCUGAGGACUUUGGGUGGGUCCUGGGCUUGGGCAGAAAGGGGUUAACCAGACCCGACUUCCGCCUAGGCGGGCGCGUUUUUAGAGCGCUGCCUCGGUGGGCCGAGCGGUCAGCGCGCAGCCCAGCCCGAGUCCCCGAGGCGGGCUGGGCGCCUUGGCUGCAGAGGGCACCAGCUGUGGCCUCCAGCUGGGCGACGCGAGCGAGGCCCAGCGCGGACGGCCCUGGGCUGGACAAGUUGAUGACCAGAUGUCCCAGAUUCGAGCCGAGACAGCUUUCAGAUAGAAAAAUACAGCCAGACCCAUUUUUUCCUUUCGGAAGCAAAUCUCAGUUCCUGGCCAUGAAGCUUCAUAAACAAGCAGGGCCUUGGCUGUUGAGGCACAGGGUUGCGGGGGAGGAGACAGUAGCUAUGACACUUGGUUUUUCUGCCCUUUACCUUCCACCACCAUUUCUCCCGAGGUUUUCGCCCAAUUUUGGUUACUCUGGUUUUUCACCUUUCUUCGAUCAUUAA
Molecule: messenger RNA, 2444 nt
Organism: Suricata suricatta (meerkat)
Lineage: Eukaryota; Metazoa; Chordata; Mammalia; Carnivora; Herpestidae
Gene: TBR1
Product: T-box brain transcription factor 1
Exons: 7
Coding region: 168-2444 (758 amino acids)
Biological process (GO): positive regulation of DNA-templated transcription; regulation of transcription by RNA polymerase II; cell fate specification
Cellular component (GO): nucleus
Molecular function (GO): RNA polymerase II cis-regulatory region sequence-specific DNA binding; DNA-binding transcription factor activity, RNA polymerase II-specific
Source: RefSeq, a predicted model, not a curated record